AACUGUCAGUUCGGGUAAAGUGGAGCGUGUGGUCGUGUUUUUGUUUUACGAAAUACGAUCGUUCUUAUAACGAUGUCGUAAAAUGUUUAAAUGUACGAUUUUAUUUGUAGAAAGGAUAACGAACUCGAGUUACGUUCUUGGUGACAGUGUGUUGCUGAAAUGAUGUGAUAAUUUGGUUUUCAUAAGAAAUAGUGAACAUCAUGGCCAAGUACUAUGUUUCAGUACUGCUAGUGCGGAUAGUGCUGCCUGUCUCUCUCCUGCUUUGUAUAGCACUCCGACCGUUUGGCCUCUCGGUAUUAUAUCUACUACUGUUUUUCUUAGCACCGUUAACACCAGUACCAGAUAGCCGAACAUUCAAAGGAUGGAGCGGCAAGUUUUUGCUCAUCAAUGUAGUGCUAUCAUUUCUCAUGCUACUAAUGCAUGUGGCGUGGCACACGUUACUGGCAUCAGUGGGGUCUUACGGGUCUAUACUCGUCCAGUACCCCAUUAUCAACGUCUUAGGCCACAAUUUGGGUUUCGUGUCCUACUCCUCGAUAGACCCACUUAUGGCCGUCCACUACAUGCUUCCCGAGAUCAUAAUGACCUCAGUUUCGCUGCUAGUUUAUAUGGUAGUGAAAAGAUUGCUUACAGGCCCGGGGGUGGCAGAAAUAAAGAAAAGUGAUUCUAAAUAUCAGGAGUAUCCACUUGUAACAAGUGCUGGGAAAUAUUUGUGUUUGAUCCUGAUAAUGGUUUCGGGGAUAAUGCGUCCGAGCAUCACCUCUGGGAUAUACUACCUGGUGUUUAUGGGAUCAGCUACAGCGUGGGCCCUGGGCCGGCCGCUCAGUCGCGGCUUCGCAGUCGUGUGCCGCUGCGUCAUGGCCAUCAUGGCUGUCCACGUCACUGUUCUACUGAUAUAUCAGUACUCCUAUUUAACAACCCUAUACACACCAGAUAAGGAGUUUGCCAGGUACUUCGGACUGACAAAAUUGGUAAUAAUCAACGAUACAAAUCCAUCACUUUUCACAUAUGAAGUGACGGAUGACCACAUGUGGGGUACGUUAGUGAGCCCUUUUGUCAUUCUGGUCACUUAUUUCAUUCUGGCGAUUGAGACACGACAACUUUUCAAACCAAAGGUUGCAAUUUCGUACAUAAAUUCAAAAGCACUCAGCGGUGAAGCCAGGGAGACCGACCCUCUAAUACGGGUAAACUCCUCGAAAUGGUCGAGUCAACAGGCGAAUGCGAGACAGAUGCGCCAGGACUCCACGGGCUCCGUGGUUCUUCACGAAGAUGAGUCAACAGUUGAGGAAAGCGAACCCACCUUGAUGGAUGACAUCCUAACAGCUAUUAUCGAUUUCUUCCAAGUUCUAGUCAGGUCAUCAUACAUCGCAACUACAAUCACGAUGAUGGCAUGGAGUAUAAUGUUCCAUUCCUGGCUUACAUUCGUGUUCCUUAUGUGGGCGAACAUCGUGUGGCUGUGUCAGGACGGCCGGGGGUUCAUGUUGAAGACCAGUCCCGUGCUCGUGGUGUACGCGAUGCUGCUUCUCAUAGCGCAGUACAUAUACGGCAUGAAUCUGUACGAGUCGGAGCUGCCUAGUAAUAUUACGGAAGUGAAUCUCCGUCAGAUAGGCCUAGGCCGCGUCGAAGGGGGCGAAACAUGCGUGCCCUUGCUGAUCAAGUCUUUAUUCACGUGCAUGUUCUGGGUAACACUGCGUCAACGCAUACAAGACAUCAGACAGCGUCGCCAGUCCGCUGUCAUAGCAGAUAUGGCCGCCCCUCUUCAACUGACAGCUUCUACUGCAGCCAGCGUUAUAGAUGCAAGACGCGACGAGGAGAAUCGUUCACGGUUGAUGCGGUCCCUGGGAGAGAUACUCCGUGCUUUGUGCGCGAGAUACUGGAUCUAUGUCGUAGUCAUCAUGUUGUUUGUCAUCGGCGUCACUGGAGAGCGCAUGACUAUCUUCAGGAUCAUUUAUAUGUUCCUCUUUCUGGCGUUUAUACUUAUGUUCCAGAUAAGUUGGUACUGGUGGCGAAAAACAAUGUACAUGUUUUGGAUAGUGGUGAUCGUGUACUCGAUGAUAAAUCUUAUUCUAAUUUAUGUUUAUCAGUUUGAUAACUUUUCCAAGUUGAUAGAAAAGUAUUUGUUGAUCAACGAAAGUUUACAACAAGACUUGGGUUUGGAGCCGUACGAUCCCGCGGAUCUAUUCGUCAAACUGCUAACGCCAACAUUGUUCCUUAUUAUUACAAUUAUGCAAGUUCAUUAUUUCCAUAAGGACUUUAUGGCGUUGUCGGAUCAGAAGACUAGGUCGAAUAGUUUGACACCUAAUCAACCAGAUUCCAAUAAGCCAAGUCAAGACGGUGCGUCUACACUGAAUAAUGACGUGCCUCCAUUGCCAUCUGAAGACGCAAACGCACGUUCACUAGCCGCCACGGAGGCAGACCAAUCCAUUGAGCUCUCUUCUUUGACCACUGGACUCCGGCGGCAAUCUGUGGCUAGGAAAUCGACAUCUCGAACGAUGAUGCGAUCGCCGGCGACGGAGAAACGUUCCACCGGACUGUUGUCGGUCAUCAAACGCGCCUACCACGCGUCCAAGCAAACCGCGCAAGAAGUUAUCGAUAGAUUGUUCAUUUAUCUCGAUAUACACCUCAUCAAGAUCGUUUUCAUUUCCUUGAUGCUGCUUUGCGUUAUGAAUGUAUGCGCGAUGCAUGUUCCCAUAAUGUUAAUGAUCGCGCCAGCUUUGUGGUUCAAUGCGGGCAAACAGCGCGUUUGUGUGCUUUUCAUAUCCACACUUAUAAGUAUCUACUUCAUGGCCAAGAUGGUUUACCAAAUAGAUUACAUCAAACAUUAUAGCUUCGAUGUCAAUUGUUCCUCUUCAUUCCCCGAUGAAAAUAGAACAACAAAUUAUUCAUCAUUCAACAAUGCGGAAUGGUUAGGGUUUAAAAAAGCCACGCCCGAAAAACCUCUGGUGACUGUACUCAAAGGAUACAUCGGCCUUCUAUCAAUAUUCACAUUUUAUUCUCUUGUAACAUAUAGGCAACAGUCUCUCAAAGCAUCAGGAGAAUUGCCCAAAGAAAGGAUCAAGACAAUAUUCCCUGAGGUCACGCGCAAGGAAGCAGACGAUGAUUUAGUUCAGUGCAUGAAAUAUUUACUGAAUUAUGGAUUUUAUAAGUUCGGUGUAGAAAUUACAAUGAUAUGCCUAAUGGGCGUGAUAGGGUCCCGUAUGGACGUCUACGCAGUGCUAUACGCGGGCUGGCUCUUAGUACUGGUGUCGAUAGGCCGCACGGCACAAUCCCGGCUUUGGCCAGCAUUCACUGCUUGCAUUACCUUCUUAGUACCAGUACAGUAUAUGAUAGCCGUGGGAUUCUUGCCGCAAUUCUGCGUCACGUACCCUUGGGAUUCUGAUGAUACGCAAAUGAAACACGUCCGUUCAUGGAUGUUCCUGCCAUACGCAGAGCAGCCUCCUCACGCAUACAAACUGAUCUUCGAUUUCUUCCUGCUACUGUUCGCUACUCGCCAGUUGAAAGUGUUCCGUAUUGAAAAGAUUCAUGGCGAUCAGUAUCCCGGGGGUUGCAAUAGCGAGAAAAUUGGCAGUGAUUGGGAGACGCCAAACUUUAGGAACCCAGUGCCUGAUUUCCUUGGUUAUGUUGGGUCUUGGCUUGACGUGGUGAAACGCAUGGUGUUCUUAGGCAUGCUGUGGGUGACGCUCGCUAUUAUGUUCAUGACGGGCACCAACCGAGUGAACCUGUUCUCUAUGGGGUACCUUGUCGGAUCCUUUAUAUUCUUGUGGCAAGGAACUGAUUUUUACUUGCGUCCUAAAGAAGCCAUAUUGAAAUGGUGGUCAUGGCUAGUCCGCUACAAUGUAUCCGUAGUAGUAGUGAAGACAUUGCUACAGAUCCCGGGCUGUAUGUUCAGCACAGUGAUGCAGGAACACGCCUGUUGGCUGGUCCAACUCCUCGGCAUCGGCUGUGUCGACAAGUUCGCAGGCGGCAAUAUAGCUAGGUUCAUUAAGAUGCAGUAUACUAAAGAAGCAGCGUGUUCCGUUCCUCAAGAGGACAUAGGGCUGGCGUGGGACGGAGUCUGUUUUGCUUUCCUCAUACUACAGCGAAGACUAUUCCACAGCUACUACUUCUAUAGAGUUAUAGACGAAAGCAAAGCCACCACGGUACUUGCUUCCAGGGGCGCAGAGUUGAUAGAAGAACUUCGUCAGAAACAAAUGAAAGUUCAGGAGGACCAAGAAACGAGAAUCCUUGAGAAAAUAAAAGUUAAAAUGGAGAGGAUUAAGGCAAACCAGAAGAAAAUACAAGGGGCUUUGGCUAGGGAACCAAUACAUCAUGAUAGAGGAGUAGAAUCAGGUUCGGAUGCACGGGCUAAACGCCGCGUGUUCGCAAACAGACACGAAGUGCGGGACAGACCGACAUAUAGGCCGCCAGCAAGCCAUCAGAAGGCAAUCCGUUCCGGGGACUAUUAUAUGUUCGAUGAGUUCGAUGAUACGGAUAUUCAUAUGAAAGACGAUGAAUCUAGUUCAGAUGAAGAUGCGCCUAGAGAAAUGGGAUUCGGCAAGCUGCUGUCCACGCUGAUCAAGACGGACAUGAAGCGCGCCGUGACGCUGCGCCGCGCCUCCGCGCCCAACGUGCGCACCACGCGCCACGUGUCGCUCGCCAGCGACCCCGUCUCCUACCCCCAGCUUCCUCGCAAGGCGUCAAUGCAGAUGCAGCCUGAUGCUCCGCUUACGGAGCAGGACCAAGAGGGGCCAUUGACCGAGAUGGACGAAUUCGCACCAUUACCGGUACACGAGGAGACCACGAUGGACAAAGUAAAGCAGUUCGGCGAGACGGCGUGGGCAUUCAUAUCGAGCUUACUCGUGUCGCUCACACGACACUUGAUGAAGUUCUCACGAGAUUAUCGAUAUGUGUCCAAAACGCUGUCUAUUGAGAAGAAAAUACUGAAGGAGAAAGAAGGCUUCGGCAUCGGAAUAAGAGAAGGAUCGCAGAUGAUUUGGGAACCACUGCCCGAGACUUUAGCUAAACACCGUAAGUUAAGCGAAAUAAGCGUUCCGGAGAUCCGCAUCCUGGCGCCCAGCAUGGAGCGCGGGCUGGACGCGUCGCCGCCGCCGCGCCGCGUGUCGCUGUCCGACUCGUCGUGCCGCGACGACGACGGCACGUCCGAACACGAGAGCGCGUUUUCAUUGCAGUCGACACAGAGCAACAACGUGACAACGCUUGAGGAGCAAGACGACUCGAUGUUUAAACAGGAUCGCUCGCCCUUCGUGCAUCUCGGCUAUGCGCUGUGGUAUGCAGUAUUAGCACAUACGGAUAUAGUGUGCUAUGUCAUGGUGUUUAUUAAUCAGAUACAAUCGGCAACAAUAUUGUCUAUACCUCUUCCUCUGAUGGUGUUCAUGUGGGGUACGCUCACCAUCCCGAGACCUACCAAGACGUUCUGGGUUACCUUGAUUGCGUAUACUGAGGUGAUUGUCCUCAUAAAGAGCAUGUUCCAAUUCGAGAUUCUACCUUGGAAUCAGAAAGUGAUACCCGCAAACAUGCCCUUUACGGCCCCCCGUAUCAUCGGAAUAGAGAGGAAAUUCAAUUACGCUCUCUACGAUCUACUUUUGCUGCUCAUCAUCUUUUUGCAUAGAUUCAUGUUAAAAUCACUGGGUCUCUGGAAGGAAUCGACUCCAGAUAUCGAGUUGCGAGAAGACAUGGAGUACCCACUGAACGAGGAGGAUACUCAGCUAGUCGCUGAAGGUCAUAUCACUGAAGUAGGACGCAAGUACGUCAAGCUACACGACAUGACUGGCCCGCCUGAAGGCCCGCAAGCAGAGAGCAGUCCUCGCCGCGGUGCAGGUUACGACAGCCCGGGACCGCCCGGCUCGGAGUUCGACGACAACGAGGCAGGGCCCUCCAAAGCGCCGGACGACGAUCACUAUAACGUGAACGACGAUAAGGAACCUAUAAUAGCGGUGUCCACGACAUUGGAGAACUCGUACAAGCAUUACCCAGAAGUUAUGCUUUUGUCAAUAAAGCGUUACCUCCGUCCGAUGCACUUGUUCUUCGAGCGCAUGUUGGCGCCGGGCGCGAGAGUGACGGCGGACAUCUACGCUUACAUGUUCCUCUGCGAUUUCUUCAACUUCCUCGUUGUUAUAUUUGGAUUUGCCGCGUUUGGAACGCAUCAAGGCGACGGCGGUGUCCAAGCAUACUUAGAAGAGAACAAAGUACCGAUUCCCUUCCUCGUGAUGUUGAUCCUACAAUUCGCGUUGAUCGUCAUCGACCGAGCGCUGUACCUUCGCAAGUUCAUGUUGGGCAAGAUUCUGUUCCAGUAUGCGCUUAUCAUAGGCGUGCAUAUAUGGAUGUUCUUUGUACUGCCGUUUAUUACUGAGAGGACAUUCAACGCUCUCCUCCCACCGCCGAUGUGGUACAUGUUGAAGUGUAUCUACCUGCUGCUGUCGGCGUACCAGAUCCGCUGCGGCUACCCGCGCCGCAUCAUCGGCAACUUCCUCUGCAAGUCCUACCACUUCCUCAACAUGGUCUUCUUUAGAGGCUUCAUGGCAAUACCGUUCCUUUUUGAGCUGCGGACUCUUAUGGACUGGAUAUGGACAGACACUUCAAUGAACCUCAUGGAUUGGCUCAAAAUGGAAGAUAUUUUCGCCAGUGUCUUCUUACUAAAGUGUUCCCGCUACUUAGAGGAUGAGUUCCCGCAGCCCCGCGGCUCUAAGAAGUCGAACUCCUCUAAGUAUAUACUCGGCGGCGGCGUACUCGCCUUCGUCAUAGCUAUCAUUUGGUUCCCGCUCGUUUUCUUCGCGUUUGGAAACUCUGUCGGUCAACCCAACCCUCCAACAGAUGUCACAGUUAAGAUCCGCAUUGGACCGUUCCUCCCUGUUUACCAAAUGUCUGCUCAAUCACACAAUAUCGAUGUUUUCACGGAACAAGACUACACGCAGCUAAGCAACAUGUACGCCCGCGACCGCACGGCGCAGACGUUCCUGUCCAACUACAUGUACAACGACGUCGCCGUCAUCACCAUCAACCCCAACUCCACGCUCAAGUGGGAGAUCUCGCCGCCUGAGCUCGACCGACUCAAGAGAGAAGCCGCUUCUAAUGCAACAUUAAUGGUGAAGUUCACAUACGUGAUCACCCACCCGACGAACGCGGUGCCAAACCCACCGACUAUAGAGGAUGACCGCGAAGUGCCGCUCAAGGCGUUCGAGGACGGCGUACCCAACCCUGAGAGAGAAACUCUAAGGAAACUGCUAGACGGGACGUCGGGACCAGAUACAUGGUUAAACGUGAAGGAUUUGUUCCCGAAGUUUUUGAAAGUAUUCAACAAAGGCACAACUAAACCGGCGUACCAGCUAAUACCGAGAUCAAUAGAUGAAGAUGAGAACUUAGAAGAAGAAGAGGAUGAAAUUGUAUACAGAGACGUUUUAAUGCGAUUGGAGAGAGAUAAAGAAAAGGAUGUCAUGUACUGGCGUGUUCGAGAGUCCUGUGGUCCCCGGGAUCCCUUGUUGUCGAUACCGCUUAACAACUGCGAUAUGCUCGUGAUGUACACCUUUAACGACAAACUGUUCCCAGAGACGCUAAACUUUAUAUCUGGCAGUGGUAUCAUCGGACUAUAUACCACAUUCGUAUUCCUGGCGUCCCGUGUUCUCCGAGGGUUCUUCUCAGGCAUUUACACUAGAAUCAUGUUCGAUGACUUGCCGAACGCUGAUAGAGUGCUACAACUCUGUCUUGACAUUUAUCUGGUUCGAGAAGCACUCGAACUGGCUUUGGAAGAAGAUCUAUUUGCUAAAUUAGUGUUCCUGUACCGAUCACCUGAAACUAUGAUCAAGUGGAGUCGGCCGAAGGAAGAGGAGAACAUAGAACAACGGGCACUGCCGCCCUCUCGCUGAAGCGGCGUCAUACCAAUUCUGAGAAAUUAUUACGACGAUUCGUCUACUUCUUAAUAGAUCAAGCCUGAAGCUAAAGCAUCUGAAAUCAUGGCAUCAGAAGUGUCAUAGCAUACAUGGAAACGAUUGUAUAGUUUUUUGUAAGUAUGUAGCUUUACUUUUUUUAUACUCCAGUACAUAUGCAAAUUUGUAUGCUUUUAUUAUGCAGAUAAUUAUGUAUCAUUAACAGUUCAAUUAAUUAUUUUUACAAAUCAUGAAUGUAAUAUGAAAAUUAGGAGGCGUAAAGUACGAGGUUUUAGCUGAAUAUUUUGUGGUUUAGUCCUGACUUGACGUCCAUAGUGUAUAAUUAUGUAUUUAUAAUUUAAUUGUGAGAAUGCAUACACUAUGCAAACCAUUACAUCGAUCAUAGAUACGUAAGUUGUACAGUAAAAUAGUUAUAAUUUAAGAAUAAUUAUGGUGCAUAUUUUAUAAAUUCAAUUCAGAAGUUUCUAAAUUUACGAUAUCUGCAAUCUUGUUCCUACAUAUUUAAUGAUGUCAUCUUCUCAAAUAAAUUUAUUUUGUUGACGUCAAUCAAACAAAAUAAUAAUCUUCACUGUGAAUAAUGUCCAUAAUAUUCAUGAAUUUUUGCACCUUUAACUAAAGCGCACAAACAAGAAGUCGUAGUAUAUAUUAUGUACUUAAAAAUUUAAUUUGUGCAUUCCUAGAAUAUAAAUAUUAAAAGCUCUCUUUUUAAUUUCAUAUUGCGAGCUCAUAGUUACCUUCUUAUUGUUAUUUUAGGUACUCUUUAGAAUUAUACCUGUUGUUCUUGUAAUGUCUUUCAUUCUUGUUCGAAAGUUACCAGUUAAGAACUUGCAUUGUACUAUAAAAUGUGUUAUGUGCAAUAUUUAGAAGGGAUUAAGUAAAUUAUUGUUUAUCAGCACACACACCUAUGUAGGCAUUUUUAUAUAAUUUACUUAUUCAUUCAAACACAGAUUUAUUUAUACCUCAAUUUUUAAACCUUAUUGUUGCAUUUGAUAUUACUUAAAUAAAUUAUUGGAGUAAGAGAAUUAUUAUACAUAUUGUACACUUUUGUAUUGUGGUUGUUGUGUUUAAGCUGCAUUUAAUGUUGUCGAUUUGUGAUAAUAAAAGUCAUAUGAAAUGUU
This is a messenger RNA of Helicoverpa zea (corn earworm), 8995 nucleotides long. It is a transcript of the gene Piezo, whose product is annotated as piezo-type mechanosensitive ion channel component. NCBI's taxonomy places the organism in Eukaryota, Metazoa, Arthropoda, Insecta, Lepidoptera, Noctuidae. The transcript is spliced from 54 exons. The coding region runs from base 201 to 7856 and encodes 2551 amino acids. The record is from RefSeq and is a predicted model, not a curated record.